UGAGUAAAAAAGAAAAGAAUUGUUUGAUAUUAUAAGCAUUUUUUGACGCUAGAGCAAGAAGGUGAAAGAAUGCAAGUCAUGCAAUUUCCGCUUAUAACUCUUACGAUCGCGGGGUGCUGGCCACCAAGUUCCUGGUCCACGUUUUGUAAGCGUAUAGUGUAUAAUGCGUAUACAAUUAUUAUGGUCCUGCUACUAUUUACCUUCAUGGUGCCGCAAUUCAUGGACAUUGUCCUGAACGUCGAUAAUGCUGACGAUUUUACGGACACCUUUUACGUUAUGUUAGCUAUGGUUAUCGGUUGCUGUAAGAUGCUUGGCUUGUUGCUCAAUCGUAAGAAUAUAGAGAUGUUGACGAAUAUGUUAGUUGAGAAACCAUUUAUGCCACUGGAACCGGAUGAAAUUGAGAUUCGGGAAAAAUUUAAUAAUUUAAUACAGUAA
Molecule: messenger RNA, 435 nt
Organism: Harpegnathos saltator (Jerdon's jumping ant)
Lineage: Eukaryota; Metazoa; Arthropoda; Insecta; Hymenoptera; Formicidae
Exons: 1
Coding region: 70-435 (121 amino acids)
Source: RefSeq, a predicted model, not a curated record